UCCUCACUGCUGCAGCCAGGCUGCAACUGCGGGGGGAUCCACCAAUACACCAGCUGCCUGGGCUGGUUGGUGGGUCAGGAGCUGCCCCAGGUGCUGAGGGGGGGCAGUUCCCUGGGUUCCCUGGCUGGUGAAGCCCCUCACAGAACCACCCUUGGACUGAGCUCUGGGGAGGGAUGGUACCAGGUGGGUGAGGGGGCUGCCUGGGGAGGGAGGAGUUCCUAUGGGGCAUGGUGAGGCUGGCCCAGCCCUCUCCCUGCCCAUAUAGGGCGGCAGCAGGAGGGGCUUGGGGAUUGGGCAGUCCCUCCGAAGGCGGACUGAGGGCGGAGGCGGUGGCAUGUUGGUCAGGCACAGCAGGAUCCGGUGUCCGCGCUGAGCCACACUCCCUGCUCCAGCAAGGACCAUGAGGGCGCUGGAGGGACCGGGCCUGCUGCGGCUGUGCCUGGUGUGGGCGCUGCCCGCCCUGCUGCUGGUGCUGGCCAUGUGUGGAGCGACAGAGGCACCCACUUACCCCUGGCGGGACACAGACACAGGGGAGUGGCUGGUGUGUGCCCAGUGCCCCCCAGGCACCUUCGUGCAGCAGCCCUGCCGCCGAGACAGCCCCACGACGUGUGGCCCGUGUCCUCCACGCCACUACACGCAGUUCUGGAACUACCUGGAGCGCUGCCGCUACUGCAACGUCCUCUGUGGGGAGCACGAGGAAGAGGCACGGCCUUGCCACGCCACCCACAACCGCGCCUGCCGCUGCCGCGCCGGCUUCUUCGCGCUCGCUGGUUUCUGCCUGGAGCAUGCGUCGUGUCCACCUGGUGCCGGCGUGAUGGCCCCGGGCACCCCCAGCCAGAACACGCAGUGCCAGCCGUGCCCCCCAGGCACCUUCUCAGCCAGCAGCUCCAGCUCAGAGCAGUGCCAGCCCCACCGUAACUGCACGGCCCUGGGCCUGGCCCUCAAUGUGCCAGGCUCUUCCUCCCACGAUGCCCUGUGCACCAGCUGCACUGCCUUCCCCCUCAGCACCAGGGCACCAGGAGCUGAGGAGUGCAAGCGUGCCGCCAUCGACUUCGUGGCUUUCCAGGAUAUCUCCAUCAAGAGGUUGCAGCGGCUGCUGCAGGCCCUUGAGGCCCCGGGGGGCUGGGGUCCAACACCAAGGGCGGGCCGCGCGGCCUUGCGGCUGAAGCUGCAUCAGCGGCUCACGGAGCUCCUGGAGGCGCCGGACGGGGCACUUCUGGUGCGGCUGCUGCAGGCACUGCGCAUGGCCAGGAUGCCCGGGCUGGAGCGGAGCGUCCGUGAGCGCUUCCUCCCUGGGCACUGAUCCCGGCCCCCUCUCCCCCCUUUAUUUAUUCUACAUCCUUGGCACCCCACUUGCACUAAAAGUGGCUUUUUUAAUAGAAGAAAUGAGGUUUCUUAAAGCUUAUUUUUAUAAAGCCUUUUCAUAAAA
This is a messenger RNA of Chlorocebus sabaeus (green monkey), 1429 nucleotides long. RefSeq names its product TNF receptor superfamily member 6b (gene TNFRSF6B). Lineage: Eukaryota; Metazoa; Chordata; Mammalia; Primates; Cercopithecidae. Gene Ontology annotation, molecular function: protein binding. The record is from RefSeq and is a predicted model, not a curated record.